AUGCUCAAAUUUCUAAUAAUUUUAAUCUGUCUAAUAAUCAACACCCAUUCCUGGACUUGGGAAGAUUAUCCAUCCCCUAGAGAAGCUACUUAUUUCAAAUGUGGUAUUCAGAACCGAACUUUUCUUUGUGAUCCAGAUGGGAUGCUAAAUGACCAACAGAGGAAGGAAAUUGUAGAAUUGGUUGAGGAUUUCAAGGAAAAAACGAAAAGACCAAAUUCAAAAUUUCCGUGUAUGAGAGAAGGUCUCAGACUUUUUGUGGCUUUAGCAAAAGACAAGAUUGGUCCUGAAGAUGGUUCCACUGGAUUAACCGUAUGUUUUAUAAUUUGUAGGUAACCGGAUUGUUAAUGUGGGCGUAAGAGCCAAGACCGGGAUUUUUCACUUUAUUGGGUGCUUUUUUUGGAACUUGACGGCUUUUGGGACUUACCGGCUUUUGGGACUUACCGGCUUUCUUUGAACUUUCCGGCUUUUUUGGAACUUACCGGGUUUUGGAACUUACCGGGUUUUGGAACUUACCG
This is a messenger RNA of Meloidogyne enterolobii, 515 nucleotides long. NCBI's taxonomy places the organism in Eukaryota, Metazoa, Nematoda, Chromadorea, Rhabditida, Meloidogynidae. The record is from the annotation of a GenBank genome assembly.